Messenger RNA from Saccharomyces paradoxus, 675 nucleotides. RefSeq names its product Nop6p (gene NOP6). Bases 1 to 675 code for a protein of 224 amino acids. Gene Ontology annotation, molecular function: RNA binding. NCBI's taxonomy places the organism in Eukaryota, Fungi, Ascomycota, Saccharomycetes, Saccharomycetales, Saccharomycetaceae. The record is from RefSeq and is a predicted model, not a curated record. The transcript has a single exon.
AUGGGGUCUGAGGAAGAUAAAAAACUGACUAAGAAGCAGCUCAAAGCUCAGCAGUUCAGGAAAAGUAAGGAGGAAAAAGAUCAAGGGAAAGACGUAAAGCUGGAGCAAGCACAAGAGGGAAAAAGACCCAACAGUGCAGCUGGAAAUGAUGGUGAAGAACCUGUGAAGAAGAAAAGAAAAACACGUAGAGGCCGUGGUGGCAAAGGCAAAAAUGGCAAAAAGGGCAACAGAUUUAUUGUAUUUGUUGGCAGCUUACCCAGGGAUAUCACUGCUGCCGAACUGCAAAACCAUUUCAAAAACAGUUCACCAGACCAAAUCCGUCUCAGAGCUGACAAAGGUAUUGCGUUUUUGGAAUUCGAUGCUGACAAAGACCGCACCGGCAUUCAAAGACGUAUGGACAUUGCCCUGUUGCAACAUGGGACCUUAUUGAAGGAAAAAAAGAUUAACGUCGAGCUAACUGUUGGUGGAGGUGGUAACAGUCAAGAGCGUCUGGAAAAACUGAAAAACAAGAAUAUCAAGUUGGACGAAGAACGUAAGGAGAGGUUGACAAAGAUGAUUAACGACGGUAAUCAAAAGAAAAUGGCUAAAACUACUUCCACCGCAGCCCAAACAUCUGGAACAGACAAGCCUGUUCCUGCAGGAAUCCACCCUGAUAGAGCCAAAUUACUCAAAUGA